Molecule: messenger RNA, 1875 nt
Organism: Adineta steineri
Lineage: Eukaryota; Metazoa; Rotifera; Eurotatoria; Adinetida; Adinetidae
Source: the annotation of a GenBank genome assembly
AUGUCAUAUCGAAAUGAAAUGUCUCGUGAAGGUGGGAGACAUCAUACUGAUCCCACAUCAUCUCGAUUUAAUGUUAGAUCAAGAUAUCAUCAACGUGGUCGAUUAAAUAAUCGUCCAGUACCAAAUCGUCGUCCAACUGCUGGUGAUGAUCUUGAAACAAUCACUGUAUCAAUUGGUCGUGAUUUAACAACUGAUAGAACUUAUUCUCAUAAUCCAUCAACACGUGGCGGACGUGUUGUUCGUCCAGGUGUUCGUCCUCGUGAAAUUCAUCCAUCCGGUGGUAGUGGUCGAUCGAUGGAUCGUGAUAAUAAUCAAGUUAAAUGGUGGAGAGUAUCAAUUCCACAAGCUGGUGCUAUUGGAAAAGAUCUUGUUAUGUCAACACUUAAAGCACAUUUUACUCGACAAUUACUACCUUAUCAUUAUUUUAUUGAUCGUGAGACUAAUAUGGGAGUUUUCUUUGUCAAUAGUCAACAAGAUGCUGACAUGUUAAAACGAGCUAAUAGAAAAAUUGAUAUACAAAAUUCAGGCACACUUAGCAUUAUGGUUAGUCAAGCGUCCUGUCCAGCACCAUUAUUAGAUGCAGAUUUACGGCGACAUUUCAAAGAUUAUAUAGUUAAUCGUCGUUUUGAUCCACAAACAUUUCAAUUACAAUUAUCGAAUCUAUCAGAUGAUGAAGAACUUAGUGCUCUUGGUAUAUAUCCUCAACUUAAUAAACAAGCAUUUGUACGUGAUAUUAUCGACAUAAUCAAUCAAAAUCUUCACAUGACUCGUCAGCUGGAUUUAGGCUCGAAUAAUAUUUCAAAUUUAUAUGAAUUUCGUAAUUUAAAUUUAAAUAAUCUUGAACAACUUAGUCUUGCUUCAAAUCAAUUAAAAAGUGUUGAAGAACUUGCUCAUCUGAAACAAUUAAAUCAUCUUAGUCAUUUAUUUCUUAAAGAUAAUCCAAUAAUAUCAUUAAACAAUAGACGAAAUGGCUCUCAAAAUGAUCUCAUCAGUGCUAUACGACUAAAACUACCACAACUCAAACGAAUCGAUGAUGCCGAACUUCCAGCUCAAAUUGGUUUUGCAAUUGAUAUUGAAUCAGUAAAUUUACCAAAAUCAGUUGCACAUUGUGUUCCACAAGAUAUGCAAUCAUUUCUUGCGAAAUUUAUUGAUGAAUAUUAUCGUUUAUUUGAUACACGUGGUCGAGGAGAAUUAUAUGCGUGUUAUCAUGAAUCAUGUAUGUUUUCAUUAUGUAUUGCACCAACAGAAGGUUCAAUUGUUCCAACCAAAUCAUAUCGAUAUGGUCCAUUAAUAUAUUAUUCAAGAAAUUUAAAGAAAAUUUUUGAUGAUAAUAAACGUGUAACUUUAUUACGACAUGGUAAAACAAAUGUAUUAGAUUUUCUAAGAAUUAAUUUUCCAUUAACAAAACACGAUGGAAAAUCAUUUCAUGUUGAUGUUUUAUCAACAGCUAAUAAUCGUGCUAUUUUUACUGUUAAUGGUCUUUAUCGAGAACUUGAUCAAGGACCUAGUGAACCAAUACGUAGUUUUCAACGUACAUUUACUUGUUUACAAACUCCUUCUGGUGUGUUAAUUAUUGCUGAUCAUAUCAUGAUUAUAAAUGCAACUGAUGCACAAGUUUCGAACAUGGCACGUGCUCCACCACCACCGUCAAUUUCAACAACACAAACUAUGGAAAGUCAAAGUAAUUCAAUACCAAGCGUUGUUGAUCCACAAAUUCAAUUGGUACAAAAAUUUUCUCAACAAUCUGGGAUGAAUAUUGAAUUUUCUAAAAUUUGCUUAGCUGAAAAUGAAUGGAAUUAUGAUAAAGCUGCACAAAAAUUCCAAGAAUGCCAAAGAAUGAAUUUAAUUCCACCUGAUGCUUUCAAAAAACCAUAA